AUUUAUAUCAGUGACAGUUCAGUUUGGCAUGUCAUGGAGAGGUGUCAGAACUCAGAGAGGGAAGGAGGGAGAGUGGGGCUGAAAUCCAAUCCACUGAGCAUCUAAAGAAGAGAGAGGCAGGGAGCAAAAAAAAAAAAAGGAAUACACGCACUUGGUAGCUAAAAGGAAAGUUCUAUAGGAAACACAUUUAGGAAGAGACUGCUGGCUGCUGGAAAGCUCUUGUAGGCCGACCUGAAGCACAUCAGUAGCACAGCACCAAGUCUUCUCCUGCCAUGAUCCAAGACCAGUAUCUUAUUGAAUGUCCAAUCGACUCUGAUCAUGACCAAAAAUAUUUGCAAAACCCUCAAAAUACAACGGUCUACAAUGAAGUGCCCCCCAGACAGGAUAUACGGGAUCCACGGGGUAUCAACAAGCAUUUGAAGCUGGAUUUUUCUGAUGUACUGGCGGAACCAGCCUCAUUUCACAGUUUUGAUAAGGUAUGGACCUGGAGUGACAUCCUGUUUGAAUCAUCCAAGUUGUGGUGCUACCGCAUUAUAUCCCUGCUAUGUGCAGUGCCAGUAUCUCUGCUCUCCGGAAUCCUUUUUGCACUCCUUGGCUGCCUACACAUAUGGUGUGCCAUGCCAUGUAUACAGCUUUGCAAUAUCUGCAUGCCCCCUGUUCGGACCCUGUGGGCCAGCGUGUUAGACAUAUUCGUCGCUCCUAUCUGUACUAGUAUUGGCCGCUGCUGCAGUUCUAUUUAUGUGAAUGUUACUAAGCAAAGGCCAUAGAAGAGUUAAGACUGGCUGCUCAACACAUGGGACACAAGGAAAGGAAUUGUGCUGCAAAGCCAUCUUGCAGUCAGAUACAAAAUCAAAAUCCAAAGUGAUAUAUGCUAGGGGUGCAAGGGUGGCGGGCAACUUGCAGUAAUCAGCUUUCUUCAUCCCAGUCUUCAUGACACAUUCAUUUUUCACUUCGAAAUUGUAUGGACUUUAUAGUAUUAUGUGAUCAUCUGCAGAGCUGACUUUUGUGUAAUACUUACCCUUUGUAGACUCCUGUGUUUUGGAAAUGUUUUUCUGGAAUUUUUUGUGGUGCUGAUAGUUACAAGGGGUUUUAUGCCGCCAUUUCGUUCUGGUAUUAAUGUUGCUGCUAACUCAAAUAAACCAUUUACAAACCCUGA
Molecule: messenger RNA, 1156 nt
Organism: Xenopus tropicalis (tropical clawed frog)
Lineage: Eukaryota; Metazoa; Chordata; Amphibia; Anura; Pipidae
Product: provisional ortholog of caveolin 2
Exons: 3
Coding region: 273-767 (164 amino acids)
Biological process (GO): caveola assembly
Cellular component (GO): caveola; Golgi membrane; plasma membrane
Source: RefSeq, a predicted model, not a curated record